AUGACCUUGCUAGGACAUUGGCGGCCACAAGUGCGCUGUCCGAAUGACCACGUGCUGCAGCAGAAGGUUACCGGCUCUGGCUUCAUGGGCCUCUGGGUCAAGGAGUGCAGCCGGUGUCAGCAGGCAUUGUCUCGGGGCAUGACUCGCUACAGCUGCAAGAGGUGCGGCUAUCAUCUCUGUGAGUCUUGCUGCUCUACGCGGUCUGUAGAGAUGCUUGACGAGGAGAUUACGCUGUCCAUCUAUCGACCUUCACAGGAUCUGAUUCCAGGAUUGCAACUUCAAGAGGAGGAUGUGCUGCAGGUCCGGCUCAAGGCCGGAUCCACUGUCCUUGCCCUCAAGGAGAAGCUGUGCGAUCUGUACGGCAUGCCAAUUGCCAUGCAGGCAAUAAAGCGCGACAUAGAUGCUGCAGCAGUGCGGAAUGAGGAUCAGGUUGCCUGUGAAGAUGGCGAUGUUCUUUAUCUAGGCAACCCUUUCGAGUCUGCCUUCUCUGCAAGCGGGGAAGAUCACUUCGGGCUUCUGAUCUCUGAGGCUGUGACGGGCCUGUUGGCCGAUGCAGAAAGUCGCGCGCAGGAGCAGGGCAUGAAGGAGAUCACGCUGAACGUCGUAAUGCCAUGCCUGGAGAAGGCAAGGUUAGAGCAUCUCUACGCCACCGUCGGCGCAAAGGGCAAGGUUGUGACGACAGACUUUUCUUUCAAUAAAGAGUACCAGACGAAGUAUGAGCUCAACUUCGCGAAAAUGAUGCAGACCAAUACGGAAAGCAAGAAGUCGCGGACCGUGCGAAGAACAGGUGGUGAAGCAGUUGCGGUGGUGAAGAAAGCCGUCUGGGAAUGGUGGUCCGAUGAAGACGAGUGGGAGCCAUUUCAAGAAGUCGAUGCUCAGCUCCUUGAGAAGGCAUACCUUGCAGCGGAGACGCCCUUCUCUACCAAAAAGCUGAGCUGGAACGAGGGAUAUGACAGCCUCUACAUCUUCGACUUCACUGUUAUGACACAGGUCAACUGUGACAGCAAGACAUCCAGGAAAAUCCAGCGCACAGCUGCUGGUGGAUCGAAGCUGUUUGGUCACAAAGAUGGAGAAGAUGAUGGUUACGCAGGGGCUGUAGGCUUCCUGUCCGACAAGAUCGGCGACAGCAAAGUAAUGUUUGCCGGAAAGUUCGAGCCCAGCCUGCCGGCUGCCGUCGUGACAGCACAGAAGAAGCUCGGGGCGCAGUCGCUCCGCAAGCAGAAGAAGGAUUAUGGCCCCAUUGUUUCCAAAGACGAACAUGGGAGGAAAUGCUUCGAUGAGAUGCUGCAGAAUGAGAAGGAGUUCUGCGGUGAGUGGGUGGUGUUUUACCACAGCUACUCCAGCGCCGCGCUUCUUUACGAAGUUCAAGCUGCCGUGGCAUCGGUCCUCUUCCGCUUUAAAGCCGAGUUUGCCUCGCUUCCUCGGUUGCUCUGCGCGCCAUUCCACCAUAUACCGACAGCCAAGAGAAUGCUGGAAGAGUUCCCGACGUGGAAGGACCAGGACCACAACCAGGCCUUUCGACUUGUAGGGCUAUGUGGAACCUCAUCACUUCUUGCACAUGACUCAGAGGCGCCAGCCAAGUCCGUCUUCCUGGCUGGAUACAGCGUCGGCCCUCUCAAGGGUGUGCUGGAGAAGCUGCUGACAAGCUGCGGUGUCCCUGCGGCCAAGAUCAAGAAACUGGCCGCUGACAUCAUCGCGCUUGCAGUGAAGUCCGGUCUCGACUGCAGUGGCAUACCUGGUGGCAAGAAAUGCAAGUCAGGACGAUCGGGCCACAUGUUGCAGAUCUUCCUGAGGAGAGAGCUUUGUGACGAGUAUGUCUAUCCAUCCUUUCCGUUUGGAGUCCCUGACAAGAAGCGGAUGAAGCCAUCGCUGAGCAAGUACCUGACCGAGGACGUCAAAAUCGAAGGUCAAGUUCGCAUCACUUUGAAUCCGGAUGUUUUCUUAAGGGCCACCACGGCGAGGAUGUUUACCUUUCCGGCGGAUCCGACAUUUCACAAGAAUCGGCCCGACUUCCAAGACAAGUUGAAGUCGCUCCUUGAGCCUAUCCUUGGGACGGAGACAGUCCGCGUCAAAGCAGCCAAAGGCAUCUUUGGAGGCGACCCACCAGAUUGGUGGUCUUCGGAGGAUCAAAGUGACAUGGCCAAAAUGUCAAAAGGCCGUUAUGCAUCCUCAUCCUUAGACUGA
Molecule: messenger RNA, 2184 nt
Organism: Symbiodinium sp. CCMP2456
Lineage: Eukaryota; Dinophyceae; Suessiales; Symbiodiniaceae
Source: the annotation of a GenBank genome assembly